AUGACUUAGCGACCGGCCGGCGCGAAAAUGAGUUUCUCCGCGGAGGACGGCGUGGGCAGCCUCUGCCACAAAGCGCUUCAAAUCAUCUCCGAGCUGUGCCUGGGCGGGCAGGUGGAGCGCGAGAAGUGCGCCGGCAUCUUCCCACUGGAGACCGCCCGACAGGGCAUCGGCGGCACAGACAUCUCAGUCAGUUUGUUAGCAGUAGUCGUCAGCUUCUGCGGGCUCGCCUUGCUGGUAGUCUCACUUUUUGUCUUUUGGAAGUUGUGCUGGCCCUGCUGGAGAAGCAAACCUCUCACUUCCAAUGCCAGUAAUGUCCCGCAGAGCACCUCCAGUGCUCCUACAGAGGUUUUGGAGACCAGUGAGAAAAAGGAAGUUAAAGAAAAUGGGAAACCUACAACAAAGGUACUUGAAGCUGCAUUGAAAAUUAGCCACACUUCACCCGAUAUACCAGCAGAGGUCCAGAACGCACUGAAAGAACAUCUGAUCAGACAUGCACGCAUGCAGAGACAGAUCACAGAGCCCACGUCAUCAUCAAGGCACAAUUCUUUCAGGAGGCACUUGCCAAGGCAGAUGCAAGUGUCCAGUGUUGAUUUUAACAUGGGGACAGAUCCAAUUUUACAAAGGGGAGAGACGACAACCAGCAUUGGGAGAAUAAAACCAGAACUCUACAAACAGAAGUCUGUGGAUUCUGACGGGCAAGAAGAAGAUGUGAAAACAUGUGGAAAACUUAAUUUCACUCUCCGGUAUGAUUACGAGAAUGAACUUUUGGCUGUCACAAUUGUCAAAGCCUUAGAUCUGCCUGCUAAAGACUUCACAGGAACAUCUGACCCCUACGUUAAGAUUUAUCUGCUUCCAGAUAGGAAAAAGAAGUUUCAGACACGAGUUCACAGAAAGACAUUAAAUCCUGUCUUUGAUGAAACCUUUCAGUUUCCUGUAGCCUAUGAUCAACUCAGCAACAGAAAAUUGCAUUUCAGUGUUUAUGAUUUUGACAGAUUUUCUAGACAUGACAUGAUUGGGGAAGUAAUUCUUGAUAACCUUUUUGAAGUCUCAGAUCUCUCCAGGGAAGCCAAUGUAUGGAAAGACAUCCACUGUGCAACCACCGUAAGUAAUGUGUUCCAAACCUAUUAAUGUGAUAUUUUCAUUUCCGUUUUGCAGUUCAUAGCAGAGCAUCCUGCUUAUCAGCAGAUGCUAGAAGGAAUAAAUAAAUAUAUGAAUAACUAAAAUCUUGUCAAUAUUUCCCUUUAAGCAUAGAGAAAAAGAUGCUUAGGAAGCUAUAAAAUUUAAUUAUUGAAAUAAUUUUCUGGGAAUAUAUCGUCAUUCUUAUAGCUCACUGUGCAAAUAUAAAUUAGGUUUAUUAGUUAAAUAAUAUGUCACAAAAAAAUCACCAUUCAAGAAUAACUAUUAAUAUUUUUUUGGUAGGAAAAUACCUUGUCCUUCUAAGUGACCAACUAUUAAGAAACAGAGCCCAUUCUCCUCUUGUUAGCAGAUUUUCAAUAGCUGUGAAACUUGUGAGAGAAAAGAGAGGCUAAAAAUGCUUGAAAUUCUUUGCUUGCUGCCCUUUGCUUAGGGUCCCCCAGUAGAUGUGUCUCUGUUGCUGUUGGUUACUAGCAAAACUCGAGAGACACAAGCAAGGAGAGUUAGGAAAUAUAAAUUAUUUGUUGUUUAUUGUUGCAAGAGAAGAAGGCCUGCACAAUUUACACAUAGAAUGGAUGAGAAACUAUCAUCAGAAAACUCACCAGUCCCCAACCAUUAUCAUUAUUAACUUAAAAAUCUUCCCUGGUUAGAAUUUGAGAAGAAACGGCAAAACACUGUUUUUAGAUGGUUUGGUUGUUUUGGUGAACUGGUUGGUAUUUUCAACUAAAUUGCUAUUUUUAUAGAAGUUUUCACCUCCACUGCUCUGUGGAGAUAACCAAAAUAGUCUGUCAUCCCCAUUUUUAAGAUAUAUUAGACAUUGCAUCAGAGGCAGAAUCUUCACACCAUUUCUUCAGUAGAGCCAGAGACUUCCCAUAUCUCUUCUCCAAAUAUUCUCAUGCUGUGCAUACCUGCUGGAUGGUGGAAUCCAGGUGUGCAUGACUAAGAGGACAAGGACUUGGAUUUGCUCACUAGUUUGAACACGAGUGACAUAUUUCCUGAGAAAGGAGAAGACCAGACAGCAGAACAUAAUGAGGACAGUUUUCAGUUGUGAAUUCAAGAAAAUAAUUAUUUAUUUCAGCUGUGGGGUUUACCAAAUUGCUGUGAACAGUCUCUGGCACACCUCCAGAAAACCACAUCUCUGUAUGCUUUUUUGAUCAAACUCAGAUUUCAGCUUAAGAACGAUGUUCUCGAUCUUUAAGUUAAAUUUGUGUUUAAGGCCUUGAGAUAAUGUAGUACUAAUAUUUUUAUAUUUGUAUAUAUAUAUAUUUAUAUACAUAUAUAUUUCUUCAAGUGUUGGUAUUAUCUUUAACACCUUAGUAAUAAUUUAUAUGCUCACUGUUUUUUUGCAAGUGUGCAAGACAAGUGUGUCUUUAGCUUAUAACUAGAUUUCAGUAAUUUAGAAUCCCUGGACUGUUCCAUCAUUUUAGGCAGAUUGAAAUGGCAUAGCAGAUGAUGCUGUUGAGAGAGAUAUACUAUAGAGAGACUAAUAUACAUCUGGAUGAAAAAAUUUGCUAAUCUUGGCACUGAAUUCUAAUCAAAGUUUCUUCUUCACUAAGAGUUAGUACAUGCAGAUGCAGUACUUAGUUUGUUCUGCUCAUUUUACUCUGUAUGAAGUUUAAGAGAAACCAUCUAGCAUUUGGAUUUCAGCCUUUCUGUCACUGUAGCUGGUAGUACUCCAUGUGCAUAAAUUUUCCUUUCAUCAUUAACAGUAAAGACAUACACACAAAAUAUUUUCAAGCAUUCAGUGACUAUACGCACUUUCACAAGCUUCACCUAAUUCUCAGCAAAUUAUGUAAUAAACUGGUGUAAUUGUUUUUUGUUGUUUUUUUUUUAUCUUGUCAAAACAGAGCCUUCCAAUAAGGUGUCCUGUUACUAUAUGUGCAGUGUGUUGCCUUGUGUUUUACUUCUGCUGUUUCAUGUAGAUUAAAAUUUUGUUAGUAAUAAAGGUUACUAAUUCUGACAUUUCAGAAACUGUAAGAUGAGGGAUCCAAUCCUGCACAGCAAGAAACAGCACGUAAGAUAUUAGUCAGUGGGGAAUUACAGUGCUGCAUAUCAGAUCUGAAGUUUCCCAGAGUCACUAACUAGCUAUUAAAUAACUAACACUUGCCAGAGUCAAUGGAACUUGGAUCAAGCCUUGAAAAACGUUAUCUGGAUGGUUUUGCAAUUAGUAAAAAAUAACUAUAUCCAAGGCAGGCGUACUUCUAUUUUCAUAAAAAAAACUUAUAAUUUAAAAGAAAAAAAAAACUGGGGUUCUCAACAGGAAGGCACUUUCACUGUAAGGAGGAAUCAAGAUACCCACAUGCAAAUAUAUUUCUCUCAUGUUUCUUCUUUCUUCAUCUUUGCUCUCUUUUGUUGUAUGUUGUAUGAAGUUUCCAGAUUUACUGUUCAGACAUGCUUUCUGCACAAGUGGUUUGCUCAUACGUUUGCUAAAUGUUAAGUAGUAGAAAAUGUAGAAGUGAUGGAUCAGAAAAUUGGUCCAAAACUUAAAAAAGUACAGCAGAAGUGGUUUCUCUUCAGCUUUUAGUCUUCUGCAUCUCUUUCAUAUCCAGGAUUUUCUCUUCAGAAGAUAUAAUGAAGUUAAAAACAUUCUUAUUGUCUACUUGGAAAAAAUGUAUUUUUAUGACCCAGUCUAGGCGUUGAAGAUCCACUAGACAGAAUUACCAAAGAAAUGAACUACAAAAUUUUACUGUGAAGGAAGUUGCUGCAGCAGAUCAGGAGAUUCUCCACUGUGUAAAGACUGUCAGGCAGACAUCUUUAGAGGCUUUGCUUGCACAUCCAUAAGGAGUUUUUAUUUGGUAGAGGAAACACACAACCUGGGGAAGGUGAGUCUGAGUGGAUGCAUUGAAUCCUUUUGGCCGUAAAACCAAUGACUGUGUGGUAAACCACAAUUUGAAUCAUUUUUUUCCCCCUCACAAUAGUCAUUGGAAAUGACUUAAUGAAGUGCAGGAUUGGUACCUCACAUACUCAGUUCUAUAGUUUUCAACCGUUGAUAUUUAUUCAUCUUUUGUAUUUGUAUUUUGUAUUUUGUUCCUUUAAUUUUUCAUUCAUAUCAUUGUUUCUCUGUUAUGUGUUCUGUUGGAAACCUGCAGCUAUUGUAUAAUAUGUAGCAUGUACCUGUUGUAAGAGCUAAAGCAGUUUCAUUUUUUAAUGUUAAAUGACCAAGAUAAAUUUGGUGUAAAAUUGGCUUUGGAAAAGAAGUAUCCUAGAUAUCUGAUGAUAUUAAUACCUCCCAGUUUUGCUUCAACAAGGGUGGUUGAAUUCUCAAUAAA
Molecule: messenger RNA, 4403 nt
Organism: Meleagris gallopavo (turkey)
Lineage: Eukaryota; Metazoa; Chordata; Aves; Galliformes; Phasianidae
Source: RefSeq, a predicted model, not a curated record